AUGCUCACACACAGCACUGAGCAGGACAUCAAAUUUUCAGGUGUCAUCAACCCAAGGAAAUCUAUUCUAGUGCCGGUCCCACACAUGACCCACAGCGGCUCAUCUUUACUGCCAAGCCGCUGGUUCCUCACUACCCCCUACCCCUUCUACACUCCCCUUCUUGAGGGAUCCACUCUGCGCUUAUUCCAAUCCAGCCGGCUCAAGGCAUGCUUAGGUUUACCUCCUAAACCGUCCACGAAAAAGAAGGUGGUUCAAGCCAUUGCUGGUUUCAUCAAGUCACAGCAUGCUACCCAUACUGGCAUUGUGCAUGGCUUCUUGAAGUCGGAGUGUGAGGAACUUGCUGAGCAACUGCGAAAUGACUAUGGCUUAUCUGCCAAACAUUACCAUGCUGGUAUGGGCCCACAAGAGUGCAGCACCACUCAAGAUCCAUUAUCCACUCAACUUGAGGCUCAAGGCUUGAGGCGCAAGGUGCAGCAGCAUCCUGGAAAGCAGCUCAAAGUCCCUCCAGCAUUCACUACCUACAGCUGA
Molecule: messenger RNA, 528 nt
Organism: Suillus fuscotomentosus
Lineage: Eukaryota; Fungi; Basidiomycota; Agaricomycetes; Boletales; Suillaceae
Exons: 4
Coding region: 1-528 (175 amino acids)
Source: RefSeq, a predicted model, not a curated record